AUGGAUAAUAGUGUACUCUCAACUUAUAUUGGUGAAAAAAAUCCUAAAGAAGUAAAUCAACUUGUGUUGGACCAAAGAAGGAUACUAAAACUUUCAGAUUUAAAAGAUUUAACAGAAUUAGAGAUAUUAUCAUUAAAUGGUUGUAGUCUUCAAUCUAUUGAAACUUUACCUAUUUUUAAAAAUUUAAGAAAACUAGAAUUAAAUGAUAAUAGAAUUUCAGGUGGAUUAUCAGUAUUAUCAGGUUUUGAUAAAUUAGAAUCAUUAAGCUUAAGUGGUAAUCAAAUUAAAACAUUAGAGGAGUUACAACCAUUGAAUUGUUUACCUUCAUUACAAUUUUUAGAUUUAUUUGCAUGUCCUGUUACUUUAUUACCAACCUAUCCAAGAGCAUUAUUUUCAAUGAUUAAAUCACUUGUAGCAUUAGAUGGUUAUGAUAUUAACGGUAAAGAAAUUGAAGAUGAGGCCGAUGAUGAGUCGGAUGAAGACGAUGAAGAAGAAGACAACGAAAGCUUUGUAGAGGAAGACUCUGAAGAAGAAAAUGAAAGAAAUGGAAAUAUAGCACAUUUGAAUGGUAAAUCACCUGUAAAAAGUACUCAUGCAAAUAAUAAGCAUUAUGAUGACGAAGAAGCAGAGGUGGAAGGUGGAGAGGAAGAUGAUGAUGAAGAAGAAUCAGAUAAUAAAGAUGAUGAUGAAGAUGAUGAUGACGAUGAAGAGGAAGAAGAAGAAACAGCCAACGGUCAAACAUCAGGACUUAGAAUACCCAAAUCAAACAAUAAUGCCAUAGCAAGAUCCGAAUCAGAUGAUGAUGAGGAUGAAUCAGAUUAUUCAGAAUCAGCCAGCGAAAAUAUAGGAUUAAAAAAUAAAACUACUACAACUACAACCACAACAACAACAACCAGUAGUACCUUAAAAACUAUAGAUAACAAUCCACAAUCACCAAACUACGAUUCAGAAUCAGACUCGGACUCAUCAGAUUAUAGUUACGAUAAGCAACAACAGUCUGGUAAAGAGAUCAAGCAAACCAAAACGUACGAAAUAUUAAAUCAAAGCUAUCAUUCCGAAGAUGAUGAAGACUAUGAACCAUCAAGUGAAAAUUCUGAUUCAGAGAUCUCCGAAGAAGCUCAAGCUGAGGAAGAGGAAGAUGACUACGACCAAGAGGAAGAGGACAAAAUCGUCGAAAAAUAUAAGAAAUUAAGAGAACAAGGUGCUCCGAUUGAAAUAAAGGAAGGCGAUGAUGAAGAUGACGAUGAGGAUGAUGAAGAUGACGAAGAUGAAUACAGCGAUAGCUCACUCAAAAAGAGAAAAAAUGAGUCAACUGAUUUACCAAAUCCAAAGAAAAGAGCUCUUUAA
Messenger RNA from Dictyostelium purpureum, 1347 nucleotides. RefSeq lists its product as uncharacterized. The record is from RefSeq and is a predicted model, not a curated record. Gene Ontology annotation, molecular function: histone binding. NCBI's taxonomy places the organism in Eukaryota, Evosea, Eumycetozoa, Dictyosteliales, Dictyosteliaceae. The transcript is spliced from 4 exons. Gene Ontology annotation, cellular component: nucleus. Bases 1 to 1347 code for a protein of 448 amino acids.